This is a messenger RNA of Camelina sativa (false flax), 1399 nucleotides long. RefSeq lists its product as uncharacterized. Lineage: Eukaryota; Viridiplantae; Streptophyta; Magnoliopsida; Brassicales; Brassicaceae. The record is from RefSeq and is a predicted model, not a curated record. Gene Ontology annotation, molecular function: transcription cis-regulatory region binding.
CUCUUUAAUGAGAGGGGAAAAAAAAAAGUAGUUUAUCAGUAAUUAAUUCUGUAGUUUACUCUUGGAUUAAAAAAAAAAACGAAAGAGGCGUAGUGAGAGCCCAAGAGCGCGUUGUUGGGCUUGGGCCUAAUAGAGUGUCUCGAAAUCUCACUGUUUGGAUGCAGUGAUAUCUCUCUCCAUCACCCAAAAAGAAACACAAAUUAGAAAUAUUUGCAGAGAGAGAGAGAUUUAUUAAUUUCCCGGCACAUCAAAAAAACUUUAUCGCUACUAAGUUCGAUGGGAAGACUUUGGGAAUCACUCCCCGUGACUCUUCUACUCUCUACUCUUCUUCUUCUUCUUCACCAAUCACUCGCUCAGGGAUUCGAAGAAUCUGAAUCUAAUAGAUUGGUUAACGAAGAAGAAGUAGGAGGUAUUGCUCCAGAAAUACAUUGUUCCCGAGCAAGAAGUCGAGCUGCUUGGCAGAUUCUACAAGAUUAUUUGACGCCGUUUGUGGAACGAGAAAGAUAUCAAAUUCCAAAGACAUGUAGGCUUCAUCCUGAUAAUGAUUUAUACAGAGAUCAGGAACAACACAAGAUUCAUGUCGAUAUCUUCGAAUGGAAGUGUGGUUACUGCAAGAAAAGUUUCAAUGAAGAGAAGUUCAUUGACAAGCAUUUUGCCACUAGACAUUAUAAUCUUUUGAAUACGAGUGAUACAAAGUGUUUGGCCGACUUGUGUGGUGCAUUGCAUUGUGACUUUGUAUUGAACUCUAAGAAACCUAAGACCAAGUGCAACCCUGCAGCUGUUGCCAAAAACCGUCAUCUCUGCGAGAGCGUUGCCAAUAAUUGUUUCCCAGUAAGUCAAGGUUCCUCAGCUAGCCGUCUUCAUGAACACUUUUUGCGCCAAUUCUGUGAUGCUCAUACCUGCACUGGAAAAGAUAAGCCGUUUCCUAGAGGAGGCAAGAAGAGAUCAGGUGUCUUCUACCUCGCAAUAUCAAUAUUGACCUUGAUGCUACUCCCACUCUUUUAUCUUCUAGUCUUCUUACAUCAAAGAGAAAAGAGAACCGGAACACAAGAGUUGCGUCGGAUUAUAAAAAGUGGAAAGAAACCAAAACCAUCAUAAGAUGGUGAGCUUCAGACUGCUCAUGAGAGAGCAAAACGUGUUCAAAUUCGAUAUUGGUUUGGAAUGGUGACUCACAAAUCUUCCACAUUACUUCUCCUUUUCAAGCCAAACUACGGAUUCCCAAAAGAGAGUGUUUCUUUGUGGUUAUGAAGUUAGUUGCUAUGGAUCUCAGAUGGAUUACAUACUGUAAGCUUGUAGAAACAGAUGAUUCCGUCCACAGAAGUAGGAUUAGUGAUUAAUUCCAUUGUAAUUGUAUCGGACCUUCAUACAUAUCAAUGAAAACAUCCAAUUUGAAACACAA